This is a messenger RNA of Aspergillus fijiensis CBS 313.89, 2786 nucleotides long. RefSeq lists its product as uncharacterized. The record is from RefSeq and is a predicted model, not a curated record. Bases 338 to 2506 code for a protein of 722 amino acids. Gene Ontology annotation, cellular component: membrane. Lineage: Eukaryota; Fungi; Ascomycota; Eurotiomycetes; Eurotiales; Aspergillaceae. The transcript is spliced from 3 exons.
UGACAUCUUCCAGGGGAUCCGAUUUACACCGGAAUCCUGGUCUCCCUGUCCUGCGCGCAGUUGUUAUUAAUCGCCUAAUCCCUCUUUUCGGGUCAACCUCUUCUGUCACACUCUUUUAUCUCCUUCCCUACCUGAGAACUAUCCUGCCAGGUUAUCGAUAGUUACCUCGUCUGCACAACCCGUCGCAACCUGCCUCUAGUCUGUAAUCACCAUAUGAUACACUGAUUUAUCCCACUUGUCUUUUUUUCUAAUAUUUAUUACCUAUUUUCGAAACUUAUCCCCUUGCUGCUUGGCGUCGGUAUCUUUGGUAUUACCCCGUCCGGCCCGUGACCUCACGAUGGCCUUCCAAACCAAUGGUGCAGCUCCUGCUGUCAAUGGCCACUCUACGGAUUCCAGCACGUCUGUGGACGUCAUCUGCGGUCCCCUAAUCAACUUCAAGAAUAUGGAUGUCACUGCUUCCUCCUCCGUAUGGCGAGGAAGUAUUCUGAUUGUGACUAAGUCUGGGCAGAGCCAGCCUCAGCUGGUCAUGCGCCAAGCAGGCCCGGUUGAUAGCAGCGGCCGAGCUUCUCGUACUCAACCCAACUCCCAACGUUUUGUGGCUGAUGGACUUCGUCUAUAUGAAGAUCCCGAGAAGGCAUUCUGGAGAUUUUCAAUCGCCAUCGCCUUAGAAGAGUACGAAGCACGCUGGGAAUACACCAUUCCGGGGUUCCAGUACGCAAAUGGCGAAGAGCUUCCUCCGCCUUGGGACUUUGUAGUGCCAUCGGUUCACCAGUCGAUGCGUCUGAUGUUCCAUUCUUGCAAUGGCUUUUCCGUCGGCACUGAUAUGAACGCUUGGGUUGGCCCCAAUUUGUGGAACGACGUCAUGCGUGUGCACGGCCAGAAGCCCUUCCAUGCCAUGAUUGGUGGUGGUGACCAGUUGUACUGCGAUGGAAUCCGCGUUGAUGGACCCCUGAAGGCGUGGACGGCCAUUGGAAACCCUCACAAGAGACGGGCGCAUCCCUUUGACAACGACUUGCGAGCCCGGUGCGAUGAAUACUACUAUGCAAACUAUGUCCGAUGGUAUUCCAUCGAGCCAUUCAAAGCAGCAAAUGGCCGGAUCCCACAGAUCAAUAUUUGGGAUGACCAUGACAUUAUUGACGGCUUCGGUUCGUACACAGAUCAUUUCAUGCGCUGCUCCGUGUUUCGUGGGAUUGGCGGCGUGGCGUUCAAGUAUUACUGCUUGUUCCAGCAUCACAUCGCGCCGCCCAAAUCGACGUACACCACAGACGCUCCGCAAACAAUGCAUGCCGUUAACGGAACUGCUGGUGCCGAUCCUAGACAGAUGGAGAACACCUACGUUCUAGAAGGUCAGUCGGAAGACGAUAGUUGGAUUGUUGGUAAUCGCCCCGGUCCCUACGUCGAAGAGAAGAGUCGAAACCUCUACAUGCGCCUCGGCAAGCGGUUUGCGUUCAUUGGCGUCGAUGCGCGGACGGAGCGCACGCGGCACCAGGUGAAUUACCCAGACACAUAUGAUCUCAUUUUCUCCCGCCUUGAAGCUGAAGUCUUAGCGGCCGAGGGGGACAUAAAACACUUGAUUGUGCUACUGGGAGUUCCAAUCGCAUACCCCCGACUCGCAUGGUUGGAAAAUAUCCUGAGCUCUCCUCUGAUCGCGCCAAUUCGCUUAUUGAAUAAGCGGUUUGGCUUUGCAGGUGGUUUGUUUAAUCAGUUUGACGGCCAAGUCGACCUUUUGGAUGACUUGGAUGAUCACUACACUGCGCGUCAACACAAGAAGGAGCGAAGGAUUUUCAUUCAACGUCUACAGGACUUUGCUAAGGCUUAUUCCAUUCGUGUCACGAUUCUGGGCGGAGAUGUGCAUCUGGCAGCCAUCGGUCGGUUCUACUCCAACCCAGCCCUCAACCUUCACAGCGAACUCGAUCCACGGUAUAUGAUCAAUGUUGUUAGCAGUGCGAUCACGAACAAACCUCCUCCCAAGGCCGUGGCCAAUCUCUUGGCACGUAGAAACAAGCUUCAUCAUCUGGAUCCCCACACGGAUGAGACAUUGAUGGACAUAUUUGAUCGACAGCCUGGUGGGCAGGAGAAGAGCGCCGCGUGGAAUAAGGUCACGAUGCCUUCGCGGAACUUCGCCUGCAUCACUGAGAUCGAACCCCUCUACACUAAUGGAAACACUUCAGUGGCUCCGAACGAGCAGGCCUCUUCGUUUCCUUUGGCCAAAGAUGGUCACUCGCCUCUUCACCAGGGUGAAGCUGACGCAGGCUCUAGUCAUCCCGCGGCAGACGGGUAUACUAGUAGCGGCAGCAUGCCCGGAGGAUUGGACAUUACGAUUCGAGUCGAGAUUGACCCACAGAACAGAGAAGGGGCUACCGAUGGUUACGGCUUCAGCAUUCCCGCGUUGGCCUACGACCCUUCGAAAGACGUCUCUCGUCCCACUUCUCGCGCUCGCUCAUUGCGACCUCAAUCCCUCCGUCCCCCUUCACGGCAGUCUGCGCGGCCUCAAACCGCCAAUUGAUCGCUGAUGUGCCCUUUGCGUGAAUCAUGCGAGAUACUUGGAAUACUUUGGCCCGUUCCCCUUCCUGUGCUUUUUACCCAUCAUGGUAGGCCUACCUUAUAGCUGAGUGUUGAUGUAGGAUAGUUGUUGCUCCGCUUCGUCUGGUUCUCUUUCUUGAUUCCCCGGUGUAUUCAUUUUAAUCACUACCUUUCUACGUUCGAAUACCAAAUUUUUGAAUAUUCAUGAUGACAGUCUUUCAUCUUUCAUGUUCAUUCACUUUACAGUUUGAGGUCAUUGAUUC